Molecule: messenger RNA, 575 nt
Organism: Caenorhabditis angaria
Lineage: Eukaryota; Metazoa; Nematoda; Chromadorea; Rhabditida; Rhabditidae
Source: the annotation of a GenBank genome assembly
AUGGAGGAAAGGGAAUCGAAUCGACUCGAAUCGGUUCGAAUCGGUUCGAAUCGGUUCGAAUCGGUUCGAAUCGGUUCGAAUCGGUUCGAAUCGGUUCGAAUCGGUUCGAAUCGGAUCGAAUCAAGCGGGUAGCUAACAAGAGUCAAGCGGGUAGCUAACAAAAAUUUUUUAAAAAAGUUACAGAUUUGGACAAAUCCAAAAAUGUAAAAAAAAGCUUAGUAAGCCACCCAGAAGCAACUUUAAAGCUAAAAAAAUUGAAAGAAAAUUUUUAACACUGUUAAAAAAGGCUUAGGCUUAGUAACCACCCAGAAGUAACUGUGAAGGCGAAAACCCCAAUUUUUCAUUCCAGAUUUUUAUUAAAAAUUUAAAAAAAAAAAAUGGAGGGAAGGGAAUCGAAUCGACUCGAAUCGGUUCGAAUCGGUUCGAAUCGGUUCGAAUCGGUUCGAAUCGGUUCGAAUCGACUCGAAUCGGUUCGAAUCGGUUCGAAUCGGUUCGAAUCGACUCGAAUCGGUUCGAAUCGACUCGAAUCGGAUCGAAUCAAGCGGGUAGCUAACAAGAGUCAAGCGGGUAGCUAA